Messenger RNA from Brassica oleracea var. oleracea, 783 nucleotides. RefSeq lists its product as uncharacterized. Bases 1 to 783 code for a protein of 260 amino acids. The record is from RefSeq and is a predicted model, not a curated record. Lineage: Eukaryota; Viridiplantae; Streptophyta; Magnoliopsida; Brassicales; Brassicaceae. The transcript has a single exon.
AUGCCUACCGUGGAGAAGACUUCAGAUGGUCUCUACGAGAUCCUCCAGCAUCGAGUUGAACCCCUGCGAGACUACAUAGCCCGCUUCAACCAGGAGAAAGUGGCAGUCCCCGAAUGCAGCAUCCCUACCGUGAUCUCUGCCUUCAAAAGAGGUCUACUUCCAGAUGGGGGGCUAUACAAAGAGUUGACCAUGUACCCUUGCAAGACCAUGGAAGAUGUGUUGUCCCGAGCCUGGGCGCAGGUGAAGUGGGAAGAAGAUGUGGCUAGCCGUGCCAAGGCUCAGCCAAAGGAGGACCAAAAGUCAGCCCGAUCAGAUCGAGGAGACCGAGAGGAAAGAUCCUCCCAGAAAGGAUCCAAAGACUCUGGUAGUAGGAACAGGGGCAGGUUCCAGUAUGGGCCUCAAGAGAAGGAAGAAGGGAUGUCAGUAUCUACCUGGCCCGAUAUCUCCCAUCUCUCAAUAUCAACACCAGAGCUAGUCAACGCACUAAGACAGAUGGGCCAACAGGUUAAGUGGCCCCCAAAUAUGAAAGCACCUGACUCGUUCCGGAACCUGGAACUUUGGUGCGACUUCCAUCGCGAUCAUGGCCACAAAACCAAAGACUGCAUCGCCCUGAGGAUCGAUGUCACCGAACUAAUCCAAAAGGGCAUCUCCAAGAAUACCUCUAAGAGAAAGCCAAGGCCCACCUCAGCAAAGAGACAGCAGGGAAAUCCAAAGGAGCUGCACCAACCUCACCACCUCGCCAAGAUCGGGCGAUCCAUGUCAUAUCCGGAGAUUCAGAAGUAA